Molecule: messenger RNA, 1891 nt
Organism: Plodia interpunctella (Indianmeal moth)
Lineage: Eukaryota; Metazoa; Arthropoda; Insecta; Lepidoptera; Pyralidae
Product: RYamide neuropeptides
Exons: 6
Coding region: 248-586 (112 amino acids)
Source: RefSeq, a predicted model, not a curated record
AUUCACAAGAAAAUCUAUGAUUAAAAAUAUUUUUUUUCCGAUAAUUGCAGCGGGGAAACCUACAAAAUGCGAAUGAAUUGAGAAUAUCAGAAUGGACUGUAAGACCUUAUGAUUAACUCAAUCGGAUCAAAAUAUCUGCUUCAAAAUUGAGUUGCAAGAUCCCACCUGAAACAUUUCAACAUUGCAAGUUAAAUAAAAACCUAAUCUAUACUAUUAUUACAAAGAGGAAUCGUACCUCUGAACCACCAUGUGGCCAUACAUUUUUGCUCUGGUUCUCAUAUGCUCUGCGUACGCUGAAAUUAAUGUGGAGAAGCGGUCUGAAAUGUCGCCUGUCCCCUUCGUGCUGUCGACGAGGUACGGCAGGUCACCACCAAGGGUCAUGAUGCCAAGGAACGACAGAUUCUUCUUCGGCAGCCGCUAUGGUAAGCGCUCUGAGGUGUCCAUGGGUACCUCCCUCCCCCCUCCGGGAGCCCCCACCCUGAUGUGUGAAUACACUGGCGUCUACUCUCUAUAUAGAUGUAAACUGCCUAACAGAAACACUUAUACUGACAGAACGAGUGAAGAAAGUCCAGGAAGCCAGGAAUAGAAGUCAAGACGGAGCACCACCUCGGACUGAUCCAUUUCUAGUCAUAUGUACCUAAUCUAUUAUAAUAAGUAUUAUAAUUAAUUAACAGUAAUUUUUCAAAGAUUUUUGUGUGUGAUUAUACUUUAUUAUCUAGACUAUCUUGUACCUACAAAGUCUUUAUUUAAAUCUGUAAAAAUCAUUAUUCUUUUAUUUACAUUUGGAUUUGUGCUAAUUAAAAAAAAAGUGCAGCAACUAGGGGAUAAAAUUUUAUCCCGAAAAAAAAAAUUGUAUAAAAAAGACAAGUUUUUCAAUUUAUUGAUAUCUAGAAGGUGGCUAAGUGUAAUAAGAAUAAGGCAAGAUUGUAAUUUAAUAAUAUAACUAGCUAUUGAACCUGUUACACAAAUUGUUUAACCACGAAUUAAUGAACAAAACACCAUCAAAAAACGCGAAAAUACAGCUCUACUUAUACGUCCCUGGAAUGUCUUUCGUUUCGAGUGUGUUAUUGCUAACACUGGUGUCGGAUUUUACUCAAGUCGCCUAAAGGCAUCUGACAUGACUUUUACCGCUAUCUAGCGACAAAUAGUCGCAUGCACACUAGUCCUGAGAUACAUAUACAUGUGAGAUACAUAUUUACAUGUGGGAAUAUUACUGGAUAUUACUUCCGGCUUUGUGAAUCGUAGAAAAAUCUUGUGGUCGUGCAGUAAACCGUUGGGGGUUUCUCUCGUCGGUAGCCGUUCCUGGGUUCCGUACUUCAGUUUUUUUCUUACACAAACAAUCUUACCAUAGCUUUUUAUCAUUUUACAGCAAAAUAAAUCACAAUAGACUUUUUGAUAAAUCAUAAGAAAUGUUGCGAAUAACAUGAAACGAAGAAAAGGUUCAGUAGUUAUUUUCCCACGUGGAAUUAAAUGGCUGGAAGUUCGACGUGGGACAAUGUCGUGUACACAAACUUACACGCAAUCCCACCGCUGGGCAAAACUCCACACUCCUAUAAUUUUUUUUAUAUGUGAAACAAAUAAUAUAUUAUUUUACAGGUGGGCUGGGUACCUGAAUUUUUUAUCGUUUCAAAUAUGUUUUUUAUUUUAUUAUAAAUAUCUUUUUUACUUGUGUUUAACUUAACUAUUCAUAAGAGUUAAGUAGAAACUAAUGAAGCAUCUAAAACUGAAUUGAUAACUUAAUUUGUUCUGUGAAUAAUGUUGUGCGUGUGUAUGUAAGUGUUACACGACGUAACUUUGUGUAAAUUGUACGAGACAGGUUUUUAAAAUGUUACAUCUUUGUUGAUAAUUUUGAUGUAGAAUAUAAGGUUAUAUUAAUAAAUGGAACUAACUU